UAUUCUUACCGUCCCCCAAACCUUUUGAGCCCUUUUUAUUGUUUCUUAAAACCCUCUGUUAUAUGCUUUCUUAACACUCACUCUCCAAAACUUAAAAAAAAAACACACACACAGUCACACACUGAAACCAUGGGAGGAGGAUUAUUAGACCUUUGUGGUGGCGGAGGAAAAUCAUGCAAGUCUUCAUGGAAGCAAAUCACAAAAGGGUUCGACGAUUCGGUGUCGAAAUCGAAAGUCGGCAAGUUUUUCAAGCUGGAGAACCGGAAGAGCAGCUUUUCCCGGGAGCUCAGGGCCGGGACGGCGACCUUUCUCACCAUGGCGUACAUCAUCAGCGUCAACGCCACCAUCCUGUCGGAAUCCGGCGGGACUUGCUCCGCCGCAGACUGCACCGUCCCGGCUAACAUGACGACGGCGCCGCCGGAUUGCAUGCUGAAGGCCAACGUCGGUUAUGAGAGAUGCCUUGCGAAGGUGAAGAGUGACUUGGUUGUGACGACGGCUUUGGCGUCCAUGAUUGGGUCGUUUGCUAUGGGCUUAUUGGCUAACCUUCCUUUGGGCUUGGCCCCUGGUAUGGGUCCAAAUGCUUACUUGGCUUUCACUUUGGUGGGAUUUCAUGGAACUGGGAAAAUCUCCUACCAAACUGGGAUGGCUAUUGUAUUGAUCGAAGGCUGUGCAUUUCUCCUCAUUGCUGUUCUUGGGCUUCGGGCAAAGCUGGCUCGGUUUAUCCCACAUCCUGUCCGUUUGGCUUGCGCUGCCGGUAUUGGGCUUUUCAUCGCGUUUGUUGGGUUACAAGGAAGCCAAGGGGUGGGCCUAGUGGGCCCUGAUCCAAACACGUUGGUGACGACGGCAGCCUGCUCGAGCGUUGAUCCUGUCACCGGAGCAUGCACCGGUGGACAAAUGAGGAGCCCAACUUUUUGGCUUGGUUUAGUUGGGUUUGUAAUCACUAGCUAUGGGCUAAUGAAGGAUGUAAAAGGGAGUAUGAUUUAUGGCAUACUUUUUGUCACAUUGAUUUCUUGGAUUAGGGGAACAUCUGUCACAUUUUUCCCUAACACCCCAAUUGGUGACACAAAGUAUGAGUAUUUCAAGAAAGUGGUUGAUUUUCACAACAUAAAGUCAAUAGUGGGGGCUAUUAGUUUUGCAAAUUUUAAUAGGACUGAGGUUUGGGUAGCUUUAGUGACAUUAUUGUAUGUUGAUGUGCUAGCCACAACAGGGACAUUGUACACUUUGGCAGAAGUUGGAGGAUUCGUCGAUGAAAAAGACGAAUUCGAAGGGGAAUAUUUGGCUUACAUGGUGGAUGCUGGUGCUACCAUUGUGGGCUCAGCUCUUGGUGUGACACCAAUUGCGACCUACAUUGAAUCGUCGGCAGGCCUAAGAGAAGGUGGAAGAACCGGGCUAACUGCAAUCGUUGUGGGCUUUUACUUUGCAUUGUCGUUGUUUUUCACCCCGUUGCUUACUAGCGUGCCGCCAUGGGCCAUUGGUCCAUCACUGGUUAUAGUUGGUGUAUUGAUGGUGAAAGUUGUGAAAGACAUUGACUGGAACAAUAUCAGGGAAGCAGUGCCAGCUUUUGUGACGAUGAUUCUUAUGCCACUUACUUAUUCCAUCUCCAAUGGGAUUAUUGCUGGUAUUGGGUUGUACAUUGUGCUUGGGCUGUAUGACAAAGUUGUGGGUUGGAUCAGGUGGUUCAUUAAGAUGAGAAGAAUGGUGGUGAAAGAACAAAAUCAAGUUUCUGCUUCUGCUGCUGCUGCUGUAGAACCAAAGGUUGAGAUGGUUUGAAGACCAAAAAACGGGAAAAAAAAAAAAAAAAACUUUUAGUAGAUUUUGUAUUAGUAUUUCUUAGGUGAUGCAGAAACCUCCUAGGAAGUUCACAAUCUUUGCUUUGUAGAUCCGUCAUUGUAGUGAGGUGACCUUUCAAGGGUGUUUUUGCAUUUUCAUUGCCUAAUAUAUGAACUUCAAUUACAAUUUCUUCGGUCUUUUUCUGGAG
Messenger RNA from Oldenlandia corymbosa var. corymbosa, 1978 nucleotides. The record is from the annotation of a GenBank genome assembly. Lineage: Eukaryota; Viridiplantae; Streptophyta; Magnoliopsida; Gentianales; Rubiaceae.